Exophiala oligosperma is the source of this 1779-nucleotide messenger RNA. RefSeq lists its product as uncharacterized. The transcript has a single exon. The record is from RefSeq and is a predicted model, not a curated record. The coding region runs from base 1 to 1779 and encodes 592 amino acids. NCBI's taxonomy places the organism in Eukaryota, Fungi, Ascomycota, Eurotiomycetes, Chaetothyriales, Herpotrichiellaceae.
AUGACCUGGGUGCCAUGGGAAUCCGUACACAACUGGUCGCCCUUCCAGAUAGACGCCCUCGGUCUUGUCACCCUCCUCGGGGCAGAUGAGGUCAAUGGUGCAGUAGGGCGCCUUGUCAAAUGUGCCUACCUUGAGUAUUUACCGAUACUCGGUGCGUUCGUCAUUGCUGGCAACCAAAUUACGGACAAAGCCGCGGGCUGGAACCUCUACAACGUUUCACAAGGUAUCCAUACAACCGAUCUGUCCGCCUGGUUGACAAGAUGGAUGCUGUCUCAAGACUUCGAGCAAACCCGAAGCUUCGUCAUAUGGACGGUCACUCCUCCGAGAUCCCAAUGGAAAGAUAUCACCGUCUCGUUGAUUAUCAGCAUCAUCUUCAAUGGUUUUUUGCUGGCAUUGACCAUCGUAUCGAGAGACUGGUACGGUUUCGCCAAUGCCUUGGCUAUGGAUAUCUCAAUAAUCGUUCGGGUUUACGUUGUAGGCCAACAAAGGGCCGCAGUGGAUGCCAGAGUUAAUGAGGUCGUAAAGAAGGCCCGGGAAAAAGAGGAAGAGAAGAGGAGAAGGCGGAGCCACGCAUCAAGUCAAGAUACAAAUGGUGGUAGGACAGGACGACUCGACGCCUCUUCACAGGACUCUAUCCCACCAAAGCAUGCAGAGGAGCGGGCAAGAGUCUCCAAUCCAGAAGAUUCAAUUGCACGUCCGAAUUUUGAUCGAAGCAACCUCAAAUAUCCGGAUGAUGAAUGGACUGGAACCUCAACCAAAGUCUUAAUCAUCCAGACGGACUCCAAGGCUGUGACAUUCUGGAUGCCACAAGAACUACUCGCCCCGCCAUCCUUGUUCAUCGAGGGCCCAAGGCUAUUACAUCCGCGGAUGUAUUUUGUAGCUCGAUCGAUUGGUUGGCUCGCUUUUGCGGUCCACAUUGUGGCGAUCGGUAUGGCAGAUUUGGCUAGUCAGCUAUAUACCGUUGUUCUCAUUGUGUUGCCGACGCUCCUGUUGGUACUCAAGUUCUCUUGCGACGACUCAAAAUGGAUCCAGACAUUUUCAGAAUGGAUGAGGAAAUAUCUUGAGACACGUGCCAUGGCAUCAGAGCGCCAACGAUUAGCCGAUGAGAAUGCAUUGUCAUCUGAGCCGAUAAAACUGCGGAAUUGCUGGAUCGGUUCACGUUUGAAAGCCGAAAUCUGCGAGUGGCCAGAAUCCUAUGAGUUCGUCGAGACGGCCCCAUCGGAAUGGUCGAGCGGCAGUCCUCGCAAAGAGAGAGGACGAUCAACGAAGCGCCAAGACCUUUACGCCUGGCUUGCUCUCAGCCAUGCCGAAGAGGAAAGCAUGGACAAAUGGGAUCUAUUCCCGCAUAUUCGCAAUGAUAACACUACAUGGUGGGAGACUUACAAGCUGAAGAAGAAUUGUCUGAAGCGGAAUUCAACAUUUGGACCACAGCUCACACCUGACAAGUCUUCCACCAAGGAUACCACAGAUGAUGUGCCGACUUCGAUCUUCCAGAAGGGCCGAACCAAGACGAUCAACUUCGCCGCCAAUAUGUCGGACGGUCAGUAUGUCCAAGCUCGAAGAACGAGCAGUGUCGUCGAGCAUAGCUCAGCAUUUCCUGCAAUUAGUGAUCAUGAACAGCUGGAAAAUAUCAUCGAUGGCACUGACGGCGUCCUGACUCAAUCUCCGGUAGAGACUGUAAGAGGAAGAGGCGGGCUGCUUUCUGCAGAGACUUCUGAUACCAUCAUGAGUUCUACUCCUGAUCAUCGUCAGGCUACUGGUGGUAUUAAGGAAGAUUGA